This is a messenger RNA of Tachyglossus aculeatus (Australian echidna), 3283 nucleotides long. It is a transcript of the gene CTTN, whose product is annotated as cortactin. The transcript has 17 exons. Gene Ontology annotation, cellular component: lamellipodium; actin filament; focal adhesion. The record is from RefSeq and is a predicted model, not a curated record. Bases 68 to 1732 code for a protein of 554 amino acids. Gene Ontology annotation, molecular function: actin filament binding. Lineage: Eukaryota; Metazoa; Chordata; Mammalia; Monotremata; Tachyglossidae. Gene Ontology annotation, biological process: regulation of actin filament polymerization.
GGAGCAGGAGCAGGAGCAGGAUCCAGGGAGGCCGGCCUGACUAGGAGCGCAGCGGCCUGCACCCACAAUGUGGAAAGCCUCUGCAGGCCAUACAGUAUCAAUUACCCAGGAUGAUGGUGGAGCUGAUGAUUGGGAGACAGAUCCUGACUUUGUGAAUGAUGUGAGUGAAAAAGAACAGAGAUGGGGGGCCAAAACUGUGAAAGGAUCUGGGCACCAGGAACACAUCAACAUACACAAGCUAAGAGAAAAUGUCUUUCAAGAACACCAGAACAUCAAGGAGAAAGAACUUGAAACAGGACCAAAAGCAUCUCAUGGCUAUGGAGGCAAAUUUGGUGUUGAACAAGAUAGAAUGGACAAAUCUGCUGUUGGUCAUGAGUAUCAAUCUAAACUUUCAAAACACUGCUCCCAAGUUGAUUCAGUAAGAGGAUUUGGUGGAAAAUUUGGGGUACAGAUGGAUAGAGUUGACCAAUCUGCAGUGGGAUUUGAAUACCAAGGUAAAACUGAGAAGCAUGCUUCACAGAAAGAUUAUUCUAGUGGUUUCGGUGGUAAAUACGGCGUACAGGCUGACCGGGUGGACAAGAGCGCAGUGGGCUUUGAUUAUCAGGGAAAAACAGAGAAGCAUGAAUCCCAGAAAGAUUAUUCCAGAGGUUUUGGUGGUAAAUAUGGUGUUGACAAGGACAAAGUGGACAAAAGUGCAGUUGGCUUUGAGUAUCAAGGCAAAACAGAGAAACAUGAAUCGCAGAAAGACUAUGUGAAAGGGUUUGGAGGAAAAUUUGGUGUGCAGACAGACAGACAAGACAAAUGUGCACUUGGCUGGGAUCAUCAAGAGAAAGUACAGCUGCAUGAAUCCCAAAAAGAUUAUAAGAGUGGUUUCGGAGGGAAAUUCGGUGUUCAGUCCGAGAGGCAGGACUCAUCCGCUGUGGGGUUUGAGUACAAGGAAAAAUUGGCCAAGCACGAGUCUCAGAAAGAUUAUUCCAAAGGAUUUGGUGGAAAAUUUGGGGUACAAAAAGAUAGAAUGGAUAAGAAUGCUUCAACCUUUGAAGAUGUCACAAAGGUAGCGUGUACUUAUCAGAAGACACUGCCAGUGGAAGCUGUGAACAGCAAAACAAGCAACAUCAGAGCAAAUUUCGAAAACCUAGCUAAAGAAAAGGAACAAGAAGAUAGAAAGAAGGCAGAAGCAGAGAGAGCACAGAGGAUGGCCAAAGAGAAACAGGAACAGGAAGAGGCCCGGAAAAAACUAGAAGAACAAGCCAAGGCCAAAAAACAAACUCCACCACCAUCUCCCACCCAACAGUCAGCUGAGGAAAAGCAGCCUUCCAGCCCAGUGUAUGAGGACGCAACUCCUUACAAGUCAGAGCCAACUUGUCAAAGCUCCAUUUCUGCGCAUUCGGCUGGGCAGGAGGCAGAAGCUAACUACCAAGCAGAGCAUUCUGACUACCAAGAAGCUAUCAGCCAGCGGGAAUUGGCCUAUGAGCCUGAGACUGUGUAUGAAGCCACAGAUACAGCAGGCCACUAUCAAGCAGAGGAAAAUACCUAUGAUGAAUAUGAAAACGACCUUGGAAUUACAGCCAUAGCCCUCUAUGAUUACCAGGCUGCGGGUGAUGAUGAGAUUUCCUUUGACCCCGAUGACAUCAUCACAAACAUCGAAAUGAUUGACGAUGGCUGGUGGAGAGGAGUUUGUAAAGGCAGAUACGGGCUGUUCCCAGCAAAUUAUGUUGAGCUGAGACAGUAAGAAGAUUACCCACCAAUUAUGCCUUAAUGCCAUCAUAGUUAGCAAAUCUUGAUUUUUACACUACAAAUCAUGCUUCUUUGAAGGUGGAGAGGGUAUUUACAUUUUGCUUUUAUAUUUAAUACUUUGCUGAAGCUUUUACAAAUGUUUAUGCCACAGAAGUUGCUAAUAUAUUGCAGUUUUUGUUUCCGUGGAGGACUGCGGUAAUGGUUUUUUGAUGCAUUUAAGGUAUUUUCAUUUUUGCCAAAUCAGAUGAUUGUCACAAUAAGCCAUUACAAGAUCUGCCAGUUCUCAUCAGGUAAUAUCUAUAGAAAUGCAUGUUGACAUCAGUGUAAGCAAUUACAUUCAUCCAAAAUUCAGUAAACCUGUGUUGGAAUAUUAGCAAUUUAAAAAUGGCCUGCAGGUGUUCUGCAUGUAUACUCUCCUUUAAGUAUGGAGGCGUGUCUAAUUCCACAGUGUUUAGGGGGAAAAAGCAAUGAAGUUGUAGAAAUUUAAAUAAUUUUAUCUUGGCAUAUUGCCAGGAGAAUAUAGUAGUAGCUAGAUGGUCUGCUGGAAAAUUGUGGUUUCCAAAACUUCAUCUAACAAGUGUGAUUUCAUUGUGAUACAUGAAUUAUUCAGUUGCUUUCUCUUUCCUCUUUUAGCUGUUGAUUUCUCCACUCCCUUCCCCCAGAAAUCCCAUGUCAUAUCCAGGAGUGCUGACUGCCCCCCUGCCAUUGCCCCCACAGUUUGAGAUUCUCCAAAAUCCCACCCCUGCCUAAUAGCUAUAAGGUUUUUAAAGAGGUACCACUGCAAUUAGUGCAGUGGUCACUCUCUAGGGUCAGGGGUAGCACCAGUGAGGGCAUAAACUUCCUUUGUGCAAUGGAGAACAGGUCUGCUGUGCAGUAAUCCUGUUGCAUGGAUAACCAUUUCAGUGUGUGUGUGUGUGUGUGUGUGUGUGUGUGUGUGUUUACCUGUACACCACUAAAAAGUUAGAUUAUCACUUCUUGCCUUUUAAGGUGAUCGUUUUUAGUUGUGUGUUCACCAGAAUUUACCAGUACAUUUCCUACUGAGUAAUUUAUUUCUUUUGCCAAACAUCAAAAUCAUUGUAAGAAGUGAUUGACUGGACUGAAAAAAGAAAAUUAGGGUCCCUACCAAAGAUACUAGUGGCACAUGCUAACUUUGUGAAUCGUGUGUUUGUCUUCUAAUGAUCAGAAUAUUAAUGUCAUUGUAUUGCUGACAGUGAGCAAGGAAGCAGACUGUUUUUAACAAAUCAGAUAUUUGGACCAAUAAAAAAAAAAUCUGUGUAUAAACAGUAAGGUGUACAGUAUAUCUCUUAAAAAAGACGCGUGUAGAAAUUUGUUUUGGCUGGUUGGGACAAUCCUUGAAGAAUGUUAUGUAUGUGUCUUUUUUUUUCCCCCUCCCACAUUUUCAAUGGUUGUAGUACUUGCUUGAUUAAAGUUGGGUUGGGUUUUAUACACAAUUUAUUUUAUCCAAUUUUGCAUAGGCCACACAUAGUAAUGAUUUUUUUUUGUAAAUUAAACAUUCAAAAUAAACUUUUUGAACCAUUUGCUAAGA